Molecule: messenger RNA, 6752 nt
Organism: Drosophila nasuta
Lineage: Eukaryota; Metazoa; Arthropoda; Insecta; Diptera; Drosophilidae
Gene: Mur89F
Product: Mucin related 89F
Exons: 5
Coding region: 139-6687 (2182 amino acids)
Cellular component (GO): extracellular region
Molecular function (GO): chitin binding
Source: RefSeq, a predicted model, not a curated record
CGGUGUAAAAUUUGCAAUAAAAUUGUGCAAUAACAUACAAAUAUCUUGAUAAUUUACUUUAAACGCACAGCCAGUUCCCUCUCCGUGGGUGCCAGGAAACUGUUUGGUUGUUGUGACAUUUUGGCAACAUAAAACGCAAUGGCGCCACAGAUGACGCCAUUUUCGCAGCUCGACAAAAUGGCGACGACAAUGACGCUCGCAUCCAAAGCGGAAAUACUCUGGCUCUGCCGAAUACUGCUGCUUUGCUUUUGCAUUGGCGCCGCCGCUACUAGAGACAUUCCAUCAUCAUCAUCGCUAUCGUCAUCGUCAGUCUAUGCACGUUCCGCCCAUGAUGACGACGAUGUUGCCUUUUAUUGCCCAGAGGAAGGUCUAUUCCCAGACGACUAUGACUGCCGGCUCUACUAUCGCUGCGAAAAGCUCUCCGAGCACUACAUCAAGCCAUACAUGUUUGCCUGCAAGGAAGGAACAGUCUUUUCGCGUACUCUCCAAUUGUGCAUGCCGCCUAUGCUGGCCGGACGUGGCGAGUGCUCCUACUACACAAACUACAUCAAUGAAAUUGACGAUAGCCAGCUGCAGUCGGAUGGGCUCGUCUCUAACCCAAAUGGACAUAUUGCGGAGCCAAACAACGACGCAACAACUGCUGCCCUUGAGCUGCACACUUACGCCACAGAGAAUCAGUUGCCCACCAACUAUGGAUUGACAGGUCUGAGUGGUGUUCAAGUCAUAUCCUUUUCGAGCACUUCAUCUCUGCGCUCAGCUGAUGAUGAAGGUGUGUUCUGCAAUGCUGAUGGAUUUAUGAGUGAUCCUAGCGAUUGCACCGUAUUCUAUCGCUGCAUCUCCAAUGGACGUGGCUACAAUAAAAUCGGCUUUCGCUGCUCGGAUGGCACGGCUUGGGAUGAAUCCCUGCAGUCUUGCAAUCAUAUAAUCGUAGUGCGCUCUAAUGGUGGUUGUCGUAUGCAGAAUGAUCCACUGAACGAUGUUUACGCGGAUCAAACUUCUACACAGUCAUCGCAAUCGAGCUUCCAAAAUACAACUUCGUCCUCGUCCAGUAGCAAUCAACAGAGCUCCUCUACAAGUUCCUCAACGUCCUCUUCCAGUUCUUCAUCUUCUAGUACUUCGCAAACUUCAACAAGUUCGACAAAUCAACAGGAGUCAAGUUCGAGUUCAAGCUCAAAUCAGGAGUCGUCGACAUCGAGUAGCAAUCAGCAGUCUACAUCCAGCUCAAGUUCAAGCAACACGGAGACUUCAACAAACCAAAACUCUGGCAGUAACCAGUCCUCAAGCAGUAACCAAAGCUCGAGCAGCUCAAGUACUGGUGGCUCGAGCAAUCAAAGUGCAAACAAUAAUCAUAAUCAAAGCUCGAAUAAUCAAGAUCAAAAUCAAAGCUCCAGCAGCAAUCAAUCUUCAAGUGGCAGCCAAAACAGCCAAACGACUAAUAAUAACCAAAAUUCGGAAAGCAAUCAAUCUUCGAACGCUUCCAACAAUCAAACAAACCAGAACACUAGUACACCUGAUUCUACAAAAUGCGAGGAUGAGAACACCUAUAUACCAGAUAAAAGCGAUUGCAAAAAGUUUUACAGAUGUCGGUUAGAUGAUAAUGGAGUAUUAGAAAAGGUACCGUUUACAUGUGGACCUGGCACUAUUUGGAGCCAAGUGGAGCGAGUUUGUAUUCUCCCCAGCGAAGAGCAGAAAAAACAAUGCAAUGUGCAGACAAGUCAUCAAAAUGCCAACAAUUCCUCUGAACAAUCAGCCACCAAUAGCAACGAAAAUUCGAAUGGUCAGUCCAGUAGUUCCACCUCUACCAACAACAAUAAUAGCAGCAAUACAUCCAGCAGUCAACAAGAAUCAUCAACAUCAAGUAGCAACCAAUCUUCCAGCAGUCAACAAAAUUCAUCGACUAAUUCAUCAUCAAAUUCUGCAACAGAAAAUACAAAUAAUGAAAAUUCAACCACCUCAACUUCAAAUAUAAGUCAAGGUUCAACCACAACUUCUAAGCCUUUAAAUCCCGAAGGAGAAUGUCAAGAUACAGAAACAUAUUUGUCAGACGCAAGGAACUGCGCCAUUUUCUAUCGUUGUGUGGAUAACGGCAACGGUGGAUUUGAUAAAGUUUCUUUUGAUUGCCCACCUGGAACAGUUUGGGAUCCAAAUUCAAAGGGCUGCAACCAUCCAACAGACGUGCAAAAGGAGCAAUGCAAGGCUAUGGGCAAUGGCACCGCGACUUCUUCAAAUCAAAGUUCUUCCAAUCAAGGCUCUUCAUCAAACCAAGGUUCUUCUUCUAACCAAGGAUCUUCGUCAAACCAAGGAUCUUCGACAAACCAAGGGUCGUCGUCAAACCAAGGAUCUUCGUCAAACCAAGGAUCUUCAUCUAACCAAGGCUCUUCAUCAAACCAAGGGUCUUCAUCUAAUCAAGGAUCUUCAUCAAACCAAGGAUCUUCAUCAAGUCAAAGCUCUUCGUCAAACCAAGGAUCUUCGACUAACCAAGGAUCUUCGACUAACCAAGGCUCUUCAUCUAAUCAAAGCUCUUCAUCUAAUCAAGGAUCUUCGUCUAACCAAGAAUCGUCUUCGAAUCAAGGCUCUUCGUCUAACCAGGGAUCUUCAUCUAACCAAGGCUCUUCAUCAAACCAAGGAUCUUCGUCUAACCAAGGAUCUUCAUCUAACCAAGGCUCUUCAUCUAAUCAAGGCUCUUCAUCUAAUCAAGGAGCUUCGUCUAACCAAGAAUCUUCUUCGAAUCAAGGCUCUUCGUCUAACCAGGGAUCUUCGACUAACCAAGGAUCUUCGUCAAGCCAAGGAUCUUCGACUAACCAAGGAUCGUCGUCUAACCAAGGCUCUUCAUCUAAUCAAGGAUCUUCGUCUAACCAAGAAUCUUCUUCGAGUCAAGGCUCUUCGUCUAACCAAGGUUCUUCAUCAAAUCAAGGAUCUUCGUCUAACCAAGGCUCUUCAUCUAAUCAAGGCUCUUCAUCUAAUCAAGGAUCUUCGUCUAACCAAGAAUCUUCGUCUAACCAAGGUUCUUCAUCAAAUCAAGGAUCUUCGUCUAACCAAGGCUCUUCAUCUAAUCAAGGAUCUUCGUCUAACCAAGAAUCUUCUUCAAACCAAGGAUCUUCGUCUAACCAGGGAUCUUCAUCAAACCAAGGCUCUUCGUCAAACCACGGAUCUUCAACUAACCAAGGAUCUUCGUCAAACCAAGGAUCUUCGACUAACCAAGGAUCUUCGUCAAACCAAGGAUCUUCGUCUAACCAAGGCUCUUCAUCUAAUCAAGGCUCUUCAUCUAAUCAAGGAUCUUCGUCGAACCAAGAAUCUUCUUCGAAUCAAGGAUCUUCAUCGAACCAAGGUUCUUCAUCAAACCAAAGCUCUUCGACAAACCAAGGAUCAUCGACUAGCCAAGGAUCUUCAUCGAACCAAGAAUCUACAUCUAACCAAGGAUCUUCGUCAAAUCAAGGCUCUUCGUCAAACCAAGGAUCUUCAUCUAACCAAAGCUCCUCAACAAACCAAGGAACUACUCAAAAGCCCUUUAAGCCAGCUGAGAAAUGUGAAAGUGAGGAGACAUUCUUGGCUGACAACGAUAAUUGCUCCAAAUUCUAUCGCUGUGUUGAUGAUGGCAAAGGCGGUUUUGUGAAAGUUUCAUUUACUUGCCCACCAAACACAAUUUGGCAUCCGAAUGCUAACAGCUGUGACCAUCUAGCACAAGUUGAUUCACAAAACUUGAAGUGCAAGAAAGGUAACACUAAUCAGAGUACUACCAGCUCGACUAGCAGUAAUGAAGAAUCUUCAACGACUUCGACUGCACUUGAGGAAACAACGACAUCAGUUACCUCGAGUACAUCGUCUAGUCCCAGUAAUGUUGGAUCUAGCUCUUCUCCAAAACCCUCCGGUAAGUGUAGAGUAAUUGGAGAGUUUGUGGGAGAUCAAGAAGAUUGUGCUAAGUUUUAUCGAUGCGUUGAUAACGGUAGAGGAGGCUUCAACCAAGUUGCCUUCUCAUGCGGUCCAGGAACUGUGUGGGAUGCUCAGAUAUUGGCCUGUAAUCAUGCAUGGGCCGUCAAAGAUAAAAGCUGCGGAAAUGGAGCAACAACUCAACGUCCAGUUGCUCCAAAUAGUACGCCAACUCAAGCUUCUACUCAAAAUAAUUCCCAAUCGGACAGGCCAACAACUACAAGACCUUUAACUACAAUCCCGUCUACACAAACACCUUCUUCUCCAAGCUCAUCGACUAGUAAGAAACCUUCCACUCAAAUGCCUGCUAUGAAACCUACAACUCAAAAACCAAAUGGCAAAGAUGAAUGUCAGUCCGACGGCUUCAUAGGCGACUCUAGCAAUUGUGCCAAAUUCUAUCGGUGCGUUAGCAAUGGUAAAGGUGGCUUCGACCAGAUUCCAUUCCAUUGUGCGGCUGGAACAGUUUGGGAUCAAAGCCUUCAAACCUGUAAUCACGAUUUCAACAAUUGCAAUCCCAUUAGCGCUGGUAAUACGACCACUGAGUCUGACAAGGGUCCUUGUGACAACACAAACUCAACCUUACCGCCAACUACAGAUCCCAAUACAACAAUCCGUCCAACCGAAAGCGGCACGGAGUCCACAACUGAAUCGCAACAAACAAGUGCAUCACAGCCUACAACUACAAUAUGGACUACAACUUCCAGACCAACUACAACUGAAUCACAGCCUAUAACUACAAUGUGGACAACAACAGCCAGACCACCCACGACCGAAACUCAACCUACAACCACAAUAUGGACGACGACCAUUGAACCGUCGUCAACAAACGAUCCAUAUCCAAGUCCUACAACCAUGAAUCCUCCAACAACUUCCACUCCAGUGCCCAAUUUACCACCAGGCACUGAAUGUAAGGGAGAAGGAUUCAUGGCUGAUCCAUACAAUUGUCGAAAGUUCUACCGCUGUCUAAGAAAUGGAGAUUCUUUCUCAAAACAUCAAUUUAUGUGUGCUAAAAAUACAGCUUGGAACGAAGAUAUACAAACUUGUGAUCACGCCGCAAACGUUCCGCGUUGCUCUGGUCAAACUGAAACUCCUGUUAUGACCCUGCCUACAGAAAGUCCUCAGCAGUCAACUACCCCACCAAAUGAGAAACCAACUAAUCCCACAACGACUGAAUAUCCAACUAAACCCACAACCACCGAAUAUCCAGAAAAGCCAACCGAAUCACCAACAAAGCCUACCACUGAAUAUCCAAAACCCACAACUGAAAAUCCAACAAAACCUACCAGUGAAUAUCCAACAAAACCCACAACCACAGAAUAUCCCAUGGAAUCAACAGACACUCCCGGCCCUGCAACCAAACCUACCACUGAAUAUCCAAAACCCACCACUGAAUAUCCAACAAAACCUACAACCACAGAAUAUCCAACAAAACCCACAACCACAGAAUAUCCAACAAAACCCACAACCACAGAAUAUCCGAUAAAGCCAACAGACACUACCGCCACUGCAACCAAACCUACCACUGAAUAUCCAAAACCCACCACUGAAAAUCCAACAAAACCCACAACCACAGAAUAUCCUACAAAACCAACAGACCCUCCCGGCACUGCUUCGUCCACUGAAUAUUAUCCUGAAACAACUGGAAUCACAACAACAUCGAAGCCAGGAUAUAUGCCCACUACGACUGAAUCCAAUCCCAGCUCUACAGUGGAGCCAAAUAUCAACUUCAACUGCACUAGUGAAGGUUUUCAUGCUGAUCCCCAGAAUUGCAGCAUUUAUUACCGGUGUACAAAACUAAAUAACAGUUUCCAAGUGUAUAAGUUCCGUUGUCCAAGUGGCACCGUUUGGGAUUCGUCAGUGGAGACUUGCAACUAUGCAGAUCAGGUCGCCGGUAAUUGCUCCUCAGGAAGUAUUCCUACAACAACAUCCAGUGAAAUAACCACACAAUGGACAGAAUCCCCCACAACUACCAUGCAGCCAGUGACUACAAAUAGACCCGAAACUACAACUAUCCCGUCUAUUACAACAAAUCGGCCGGGCGAAACUACAACAAGUAUAUCCGAAACUACAACUAUUUCGAUUGGCUCUACAAUUCGCCCAAUUGAAACUACAACUACAAUUACUGAAGCAACUGAAGCAAACACGGAGGGACAGACGACCACAACACAGCUCCCACCCCAGCCUCAACCUUCAGGCAACUCAACUAUCCCAUGUCCUCAAAUUAGCGAAGAACAAAGUUUAUUUGUGUGCCCGUCGGGCUUUCGUCGACAUCCCAAGCAAUGCAGCAUGUUCUACCAGUGCAAUGAAAACGACAACUCCAAUCUUAACAUAGUGAUGUUCCAAUGCCCCAACGGCACUGUAUAUCAAGAAGCAUCCUGUCGAUGCGCCAAACCCCAGCCCAACGACACCUGUGGCAACAAGAGUUCGUCACGUACGCAACCAAUUGAAGGAGUAACACAUCCAGCAAACAUGGUGCAAAUACAUUCCACAAUGCCACUUUGCCCUGAGGAGGGACACUUUGCCCUAAACCAAGACGAGUGCAGCCAGGUGUUCAUAAAAUGCAGCUACUUUGCUCAGACCGGUCGCAUUGAGGGUCAAAUUAAUCGCUGUCCGCAAGGGUUCACCUACUGGAAUGUGAGUCGACGUUGCGAACCAUCAAGAAAACUGACCAACUGCACUCCGGUCACUUAUAAUGUUGGCAACAGCGUCCCCUUGGAGUGGGUGAACCUUGGAUACAGACGUCGCAGCAUGCGUGUCUAGAAUCCUUACGUAUAGGAUAAGUUUAGUGACUACACGAAAAGGCGACGCAAUUGUUUGCUGCGCAA